Desarmillaria tabescens is the source of this 3408-nucleotide messenger RNA. RefSeq names its product phosphatidylserine decarboxylase-domain-containing protein. Gene Ontology annotation, molecular function: phosphatidylserine decarboxylase activity. The record is from RefSeq and is a predicted model, not a curated record. Gene Ontology annotation, biological process: phospholipid biosynthetic process. The transcript is spliced from 15 exons. The coding region runs from base 1 to 3408 and encodes 1135 amino acids. NCBI's taxonomy places the organism in Eukaryota, Fungi, Basidiomycota, Agaricomycetes, Agaricales, Physalacriaceae.
AUGGCUCCCAAGGCAAUGAAGUUCAGGCGCGCGCUCAAGAGCGCUGCACGCUUCCCUGUGCGCGGUGCUGGUACUCUCGUCGGUGGCGGCCGCGGGAGCGGGCGAAAUACGCUUUCGCCUAUCACAGGAGAGGACCCCAUAGUGAUCCUGAGGCUGCAGAUUCUCGGUUGCAAGGGCAUGUUGGCCAAGGAUAGAAACGGAGCAAGCGAUCCAUUCAUCGUUGUGUCUAUGUUGAAUUCGCGAUUCCAGACUCCCGUGGCGAAGAAGACACUUCAGCCAAUCUAUGCGCCCAAGGAUGCGACAUUUGACUUUCCCAUCUAUCUCUCCCUGGCCGACAGGCUGGGUGUCUUAGAGAUGGUCGCCUGGGAUAAGGAUAUGCUGAUGAAGAAGGACUACAUGGGCGAGGUCGCUUUGCCCCUGGAGGAUUGGUUCACAGAUGACAGGCCGUAUGGCUUUGAUGAGCCAGCCACAAACACUCAGCCAUUCUCAUUAAACCUUGUUUCGACAAGAGAUGGAAUAAAAGCCGCCGGGUCUGUGCAAGUUAAACUGGGCUUCGUCUCGCCGCCCAAGACACAGAAUCUUCUUGAGUUCGAUGAGAUCUUCUCAGAACUCAUCAGACGAUCUCGGCCUUCUUUGGUAUCUGCACCACCAACGGAAGGUGUUGGCACUGUGCGCUCUCACGCCGGAGUGGCUGACUACGAAGAUGACGGCGGUAUCUCAUCGGAUUCUGACUCUGACUCUUCUGACGAUGAGGAGUUUGCCGAUGCUCUAGACGACAACGAUACCGUCCUAACCCCCACAGUCAACACCGCGUCCUCAACCCCAGCGACUAGCUUCUCCACUGGUCUCACUUCGCCUCUUACCCCUACCAAUACCCCUGCAUCACAGGAAGCUGAAUUUCGUGCUUCCCCUCCUCAGCUCAAUUUGACACCAGCUACACCAGUCGCGUCUCCCCCAAACAAGAGGCUUCCUUCACCAAAAAUUGGGACACCUUCUCCCAGCUUUAUGAGAAUGAAGUUUUCACGACGGUCGACGUCGACUUCAAACCCUACCAGUGAGACUUCUGAUACAGGGACGCCCCCAGGUACACCAGGUUCAGGUUCUAGCAGCACACCGGGCACAAGCAGUGGCAGCGGUAACGAAGGUGCUGGUGGACGUAUGAAACGGAAGAAGCAACCGUAUAGCUUCAGCGGGCCAAAUGAUAUCGUCGGAAUCGUUAUGUUGGAGAUCAAGUCAGCCGAAGAUCUGCCAAAAUUGAAAAACAUGACACGUACAGGAUGGGAUAUGGAUCCCUUUGUCGUCAUUUCAUUUGGCAAGAAAGUUUUCCGGACUCGUGUUAUUCGUCAUUCGCUCAGCCCUGUUUGGGACGAGAAGCUGCUCUUCCAUGUCCGGCGAUAUGAGACGGCUUUUAAAGUCCAGCUCACCAUCUUAGAUUGGGACAAACUUUCGUCGAAUGAUCACAUCGGAGACGCCAGUUUUGACCUCAAGGAAUUGUUGGAUAACGCACCUCAGGCCGACGAAGAGACUGGGCUGUACCCUUUCACUGAUGAAGAUCAAGCAAUGUCGGACUUCAAGCUGCCUUUGACAACCGGCAAAGAUAUGCCCUGGGAGUCUAAGCAUGCCCCAGUUAUCUCUGUUCGCGCUAUGUAUCAGCCAUAUGCCGCUCUUCGUCAACGUUUCUGGCGACAGUUCCUUAAGCAAUACGACACUGAUGAUACAGAAACGCUAUCUCACAUUGAGAUAACUUCCAUGCUCGAUUCUCUUGGUUCGACCCUCACCCGCUUGACCGUCAACUCGUUUUGGACGCGUUUCAACAAAAAUUCUCAUACGGACGAAUUAACCAUCGCCGAAGCCAUCCAAUGUUUGGAAGCGGAAUUAGGUCGACCUGAUAGUGAAAAGAAGAGGUUAGACGCCGAUGACGCCCUUCUUGACAGUAGCGUUAGUGCGACGCCCAUGAUCAUGAUAUCGGACAGGGAAGGUAAUGAACUACCACUGGACCAUCUUGACUUUUCUGGGCCACCAAUGAGCAUCUCCGUGGGUCCGGAAACCAACGAUGUGGUUAGUGGCACGGAAAUGAAGGCACAACCAAGUGCUUCAGGGCCAUACACAACUGAGCCUGCACAGCAGCCUCUUGCGCAUGCUGCUUCGGGGACGCCUAUGGGUGAAAUCGCCGACCCUAUCGGCGGAAUGGCUAGGCAGGGCUCUUAUUCAUCUUCUGAACCGGAGGAUGACUCCUCAGGCUCCGAUGAAUCGUUCGAACGUGUUAUCAAUGUCAAGAACUGUCCACUGUGCCAUCGACCCAGGCUCAAUUCGAAGGCGGAAGUUGACAUCAUUACCCACCUUGCCGUCUGUGCAAGCCAGGACUGGAACAAGGUUGACCGCAUUGUUGUAGGCAACUUCGUUACUGCCAGUCAAGCUCAGCGGAAAUGGUAUACGAAGAUCAUCGGCAAGAUUUCGAGCGGCGACUACAAGCUUGGUGCUAACUCCGCCAAUAUUAUCGUUCAAAACAGGAUGACGGGUCAGUUAGAAGAGGAGAAGAUGCAGGUAUACGUAAGGCUAGGUAUUCGAUUGUUAUACAAGGGGGCUAAAGGUCGAAUGGAAGGCAACGGAGCCCGGCGUCUAUUAAAAUCCUUGUCAAUCAAACAAGGAAUUAAGUAUGAUGCGCCUGAAUCUGCCCGCGACAUUCCUACCUUCAUUGAAUUCCACGGACUCAAGGUGGAUGAGAUUCUAGAUCCCCUGGGUUCAUUCAAAUCCUUCAACGAAUUCUUCUAUAGGAAAUUAAAACCUUCUGCGAGGCCUAUCGAGAAGCCCAAAGAUCCUUAUCGGCUUGUCAGUGCAGCUGACUGUCGUUUGAUGGCGUUUGAAACCGUCAGCGAAGCGACUCGCCUGUGGAUCAAAGGUCGUGAAUUCACUGUUUCCCGACUGCUAGGCGACGCGUAUAAGGAUCAAGCAGAGCGAUACAAUGGUGGUGCUUUAGCCAUCUUCCGACUAGCGCCUCAAGACUAUCACCGAUUCCACUCACCUGUAGAAGGUAAGAUUGGACCCAUGAAGUAUAUUGCCGGCGAGUAUUAUACAGUCAAUCCGCAAGCGAUCAGAACGGCUCUGGAUGUUUACGGAGAGAAUGCGCGUAAGAUUGUUCCUAUCGAUAGUCCUCACUUCGGCCGCGUGAUGGCUGUUUGUGUUGGUGCUAUGAUGGUUGGGACUAUCGCGACGACUGUGAACGAAGGUGAUUAUGUUCAGCGAGGCCAAGAGUUUGGGUAUUUUGCUUUUGGUGGAUCAACCAUUGUUAUACUGUUUGAAAAGGGUGCGGUGGAGUGGGACGAAGAUCUGUUAAUCAACGGUCGGGCCGCCCUCGAAACUCUUGUUCGUGUUGGGAUGGGUAUCGGCACGGGUGUCAAGAGGGGAUAG